Molecule: messenger RNA, 1233 nt
Organism: Leptosia nina
Lineage: Eukaryota; Metazoa; Arthropoda; Insecta; Lepidoptera; Pieridae
Source: the annotation of a GenBank genome assembly
AUGUACAGGACGGGUGUCGCGUUGGCAGUCGUGCUGAUUGGCGCGUUCGGUCGACAACCGGGGUCACCCUUUUCACCGGUGGCCUGCGCGAUGGAGCCGCCGGAUAAAGAGCAGUCUGAGCCGGAAAUGUACCGGGAAAUCGUCCUGUCUCCUUACGAGCCGCACUACAUCCAAUACGAAGACAGCCCGAGGGUUUACGUUGCGCACGACUUCCUUGCUCCUCUGGGCGAUGACUUGCUCUCCAAGGAAAUAGCGCUACUGAAACGAUUGGAGACACUAUCCCAGCUGGAGGGGGACUACAACAUACCUCUAGACGAUAACCAAGACCGGCCAUCUAUAUUCCUCAAUCGCCUUCUGAAUCUUCAAACAGACCGGACACCAAACAAUCCAAAAUCGCAGAAUCCUUAUGACUCAAAACUACAAGACGCGAAGAAGGAUUCAGAUGGACAAAGUCGUGACACGGUUAAAGAGGCGGUUAUAGAGGGUAAGACAAAAGAGGAGUUAGAAUUGGAGGUGCUGCAAAAGAACGAUAGGAAGAGAAGCUUCGCUCUCACACCACUAGAAGAUGGCUAUUACGACGCCACUAGCCCUCCAAGCACAGACCCGAGCAAAAUGAGCAAGAAUCAACUCCUGGAACCCCGAAAGACUCGCCAGAACCCAAACUUGAGCCGGGCGAAGGCUCUGGUUGCUGAAAACUUGGAUGAACUGCGUCACGGUUUCACAGACAAGGACACCGGCAGCACGAUACGACCUCAUCACAUCCACAUUAUAGAAUCGAUUAUGCCGGAACAAGCCACGAGUAUUUACAGCAGCGCGUUGCUAGCUGCCAUAAUAGCUGCACUGUCUAUGGCCGCUAUCGGUUUUGUCUUCGGCUGGUAUACUUUAUCGAAGAAGGCAAAGGCCGCUGCCGAUGUGGACUAUCCGGCGUACGGAGUGACGGGCCCGACGGUGGACCCAUCGGGCGAUCGCAAGCUGGCCCACUCGGCGCACAUGUAUCACUAUCAGCACCAAAAACAACAGAUACUGGCUAUGGAAAGCUGUCUCGGACGCAACGGGUCGAUUUCUGAUCCCGACUCCGAAGAGGAGAACGAAGAAGGCGAUUACACCGUUUACGAAUGCCCAGGCUUCGCGACGACUGGCAACAUGGAAGUCAAGAACCCACUCUUUCAUGAGGAUCCGACACCGGCUACUCCAGGCAAAUGCGAAGUGGUGCAGCCGCAGCCAAAAGACUAA